AUGCACAUUAAAAAGUUGUCAAUUUGUGGCUUCAAGUCAUUUCAACAUCUCACAGUUGUUGAUGAUUUAAGUAAAGGACAUAAUGCUAUUGUUGGAAAAAAUGGAUCUGGAAAAAGCAAUUUAUUUCAUGCAAUUGAAUUUUUAUUUGGUGAAGAAUAUGCUAGAUUAUCAGCUCAACGACGUCAAGGUCUGAUGCAUCAAGGUAAUGGAAAAACUCUCAGUGCUUUUGUUGAAAUAACAUUUGAUAAUAGUGAUAAAAAAUUUCCAAAUAAAUCAGACAGUAUUAUUAUUCGUCGUGAAAUAUCAAAUGUCAAAGAAGUUUAUUAUUUAAAUUCAAAAGAAAUUCGUAAAAUACAACAAAUUGCAAUUGGUAAUGAUAAACAAAGACUUGAUUUAUUACGUGAAAUAUCUGGAGUAAAAUAUUUUGAUGAACAACUUCAAUCAUGGCAUAAAAAUCUUCAAAAAAAAGAGGAUAAACUUAAAGAUGUAGAUAAUGAAUUAAAAAGUGUUGAGGAACAAAAUAAUGGCUUAAUUGAUGAAAAAAAUGAGCUGAAUAAAAUAACAGAAUCUUUGGACAUGGAAAUAGCUGAUCUAGAAGAUGAAAUAACACAUAAACAGCAAGAAAUUGAAAAAAAAUUAAAAUUUUCAAUACUACAAGGAAUAAAAAGUGUCGAAAAAAUUUAUAAUGAUGAAAAUAUUGAUGGGUAUCAUGGUACUGUUGCUGAUAAUAUUUCUUGUGAUGAUAAUCUUUACAGAGCAGUUUCAACUGUUGCUAAAAAUCGUCUAUUUCAUCAUAUUGUUGAUACAGAAACAAUAGGUAUAGAAAUUCUAGAAAAAAUGAAAGAUAAAAAUUUAUCUGGUGAUGUUACAUUUUUACCAGUAAAUCGUGUUCAUUCCAAGUACAUUAAUUAUCCAACAAAUAAAGAUUGUUGUCCACUUGUAUCAAAAAUAACAUGCAGUGAUGAACAGUUUGAUAAAAUAAUUGGAUCAAUAUUUGGCAAGACUUUGGUUGUACGUAAUAUUGAUACAGCAUUAAAUCUUGAAACAAAUUUAAAUUGUGUUACACUUUCUGGUGAUCAAGUAUUUAGUGAUGGUACAAUGUUUGGUGGUUUUACAAAUGCUCAAUCAAAUCUUGAAUUGUAUUAUGAUUAUCAAAAGAUUUGUGAAGAAUAUAAACAGUAUAUUUUAAAAGAUUUAGAAAAUCAAGUACGUUCAUUGAUAAUUGAUAAAAAAAAUAAAGAAAAAAAUAUUGAAGAUUGUUUAAAAAAUAUAAAUGACAUGGGUCCACUUCCAAAUGACAAAGCCAGAUCAAUUUUUGAUGAUUGGUCAACAAAUAAAAUAUUUGAAGAAUUAACAAGAGUUAAUAUUGAGCUUGAAAAACUUGGUAAUAUUAAUAAUAAUUUUUCCAAUUACGAGGAUUAUAUCAGCAAAAGAGAAUGGAUAAUUCAACGACAUGGAGAUGCUCAAGAAAGAAAUAUUAUUAUUAGAAAUACCAUUGAAGAACUUGGUCUUCAAAAAAAGGAAGAAAGUGCAGCAAUGUUUAAACAAAUUAAUGAUAACUUUGUUAAUAUUUUCAAGGAACUUGUACCAGAUGGUCAAGCAAAAUUAGUAAUGUUAUCUGGUGGAAAUAAUAAUGAUCAAGAUGAUUUUGAUCCUGAUGAACUUGUUGGUAUUGGAAUAUCAGUAUCAUUUGAUAAAAAAAAUUGUCAAAUGGAAAAUUUAAAAAAAUUUUCUGGUGGACAAAAAUCAAUUGUUGCACUUGCAUUAAUAUUUGCAAUUCAAAGCUAUAAUCCUGCACCAUUUUAUUUAUUUGAUGAAAUUGAUCAAGCACUUGAUCCGGAGUACAGAAAAACAGUUGCUAAAAUGAUACAAAAAAUGAGUAAAAACGCACAAUUUAUUACAACGACAUUCAGAACUGAAUUACUACAAAAUGCACAAAAAUUUUAUGGUGUUCAAUGUCAAAAUAAAAUAUCAAGAGUUAUAACUGUAUCAAAAGCAGAAGCCAUUAAUUUUAUUGAUGAAGAUUUAGCUGACAAGUGAGACUAAUAUUUUUAAAUAAUUUUAACAAAUUAAUUACUUUUUUAUAAUUAUAC
This is a messenger RNA of Aphidius gifuensis, 2093 nucleotides long. RefSeq names its product structural maintenance of chromosomes protein 3-like. NCBI's taxonomy places the organism in Eukaryota, Metazoa, Arthropoda, Insecta, Hymenoptera, Braconidae. The record is from RefSeq and is a predicted model, not a curated record. Gene Ontology annotation, molecular function: cohesin loader activity; double-stranded DNA binding; ATP binding. The transcript is spliced from 8 exons. Gene Ontology annotation, biological process: mitotic sister chromatid cohesion. Bases 1 to 2040 code for a protein of 679 amino acids. Gene Ontology annotation, cellular component: chromosome.